This is a messenger RNA of Loa loa (African eye worm), 939 nucleotides long. RefSeq lists its product as hypothetical. The record is from RefSeq and is a predicted model, not a curated record. Bases 1 to 939 code for a protein of 312 amino acids. The transcript has 2 exons. NCBI's taxonomy places the organism in Eukaryota, Metazoa, Nematoda, Chromadorea, Rhabditida, Onchocercidae.
AUGCUGCAUUGUCCUGUAGGUCAACUACCAAUCGGACCGUCAUCUGCUAUUUGUUUGGACGGGAAAUGGAGUGCAGAACUAGGUUACUGCAAGGAAGUAUUUAGUGGUGGCAUUUCUAGUGGUGUAGGUCGAAGACGCGAUAUCACAAUUACUGACCCCAAGGAAUCAGGUGGCAACACUCAGUCAAGCAGCACCAUACAAUCAGAAACUAUGUUUGAUACUGUCGCUGUCAAUGCAGAGGACAGAUCAGUGAUAACAAAUUCGAUGCCAAUAAAUGUCAUUGUUAAUGAAGAGGACAAAUUAGUAACAACAAAUUCGAUGCCAAUAAAUGUCAUUGUUAAUGAAGAGGACAAAUUAGUAACAGCAAAUCCUAUGCCAACAAAUGUUGCUGUCAGUGCAGAGGACAAAUCAGUGAUAACAAAUGCGAUGCCAACAAAUGUCAUUGUCAACGAAGAGGACAAAUUAGUAAUAACAAAUGCGAUCCCAACAAAUGUUAUUGUUAACGAAGAGGACAAAUUAGUAAUAACAAAUGCGAUGCCAACAAAUGUUAUUGUUAACGAAGAGGACAAAUUAGUAAUAACAAAUGCGAUGCUAACAAAUGUCGCUGUCAGUGCGGAAGAUAAAUCAGUGAUAACAAAUGCCCUAUCAACAAAUGUUGCUGUCAGUGCAGAGGACAAAUCAGUGAUAACAAAUGCGAUGCCAACAAAUGUCGCUGUCAGUUCGGAGGAUAAAUCAGUGAUAAUAAAUUUGAUCCCAACAGAAGUGGAAAGUACAGCACUAAAUGAAGUGACUUCAGAUCUUUCGGUUGAAGAAUGCAAUACUACUUUAAAUGUUACUUUGAAGAAUACAACCCCAACUUUACGACAGUUGAUUAAGGUGGAAAAACCAAUUGAUGAGUCAAUUGAAAUGACAACACUUUCAAUUCUAGCCAAUGAUUAA